Neltuma alba is the source of this 1178-nucleotide messenger RNA. Its product is annotated as BTB/POZ domain-containing protein At4g08455. Gene Ontology annotation, molecular function: protein binding. Lineage: Eukaryota; Viridiplantae; Streptophyta; Magnoliopsida; Fabales; Fabaceae. The record is from RefSeq and is a predicted model, not a curated record. The transcript is spliced from 3 exons. Bases 37 to 804 code for a protein of 255 amino acids.
CUGUUUUGUCUCUGGGGGACGGGCUAAUAAGGGAUAAUGUCCCAGUUUGAGGAAACGCAGGAAACCGAUGACGAAAACUCAAUGCAGUGCCUUUCAUGCCAGGAUUAUUACGUCCCAGGAGAUGCCGGCACCUGCAGGGAGUGCUAUGAAGAAGUCAACGAGACCGAGGAGGAGCUCAAGACUGAGAUCGAUGACUUGAAGGCCAAAGUUGCCUUCCUCAGCCUCUUGUCUCCUGUUGAUCACCAUAAUCGCUCCGAUACUGACGUUAUUUUGGUUCCCUCCGAUGAGAGUUCUGAUCCACCCUCCCUGACCGUUCCAGCUCACAGGGUUGUUCUGGUGAGUCGCUCUCCAGUGUUCAGAGCAAUGCUUGAAAAUGAUAUGGAGGAAAGACGAAGUGGUACCAUUAAGAUUAGUGAUGUGUCAUACAAUGCUCUUCGUGCCUUUGUUGAUUAUUUAUACACUGCUGAAGCAUGCCUUGAUGACCAAAUGGCCUGUGAUCUGUUAGUUUUAGCUGAGAAGUAUCAGGUGAAGCAUCUCAAGGCAUGCUGUGAAAAGUAUUUGACGGCCAGAUUGAACUGGGAAAAAGCAGUCGCGAAUUAUGCCUUUGCUCACCAACAUAAUGCUAAACAAUUACUAGAUGCAGCCCUGGCAUUAAUCACAGACAACAUGGACAAGCUUUCUAAGCAUGAGGAGUAUGAGGAUCUGGUCGAGAGCAACCCUCGUAUUGUGGUUGAAAUCUACGAAGCUUACCUCUCAAAACAGGUUAAUACUGCAGCCAGCAAGAAAUCUUUCAAAAAGAAAUAGCAAAAGGACAUGAGAAACUAAUAGAGUCGAUGUUGUGAUAUGUUCUUCAAGUUGGAUAUUCUUGACCGGCUAUUAUUUUUUGGAUAUCUGAAAUGUAAAUGAGUGUAGUGUUAGCAGACCCCAUUAUUCCAAUCCCCCUUCCGAGUUUGUUUCGGUCACAUUUCCUGAGAGCAUAGCUUUUUGGAGAUAUAACAUAGAUGUCAUUUUUUGGUUGAAAUAUGUAAUAUUAUUUACUUUUUUAAGUCAGUUGCACUUUUUGCGACCCGCCGAUGCUCCCAAACUUAUCUACGAGUAAUUUUGGGGUCUGCGGAUAUCUAAAGCGAGUUUGUAUUUUAAAUUUUAAUAAUAAAACUAUCUCAAGUUUUAAAGUGCAA